Messenger RNA from Gorilla gorilla gorilla (western lowland gorilla), 4119 nucleotides. It is a transcript of the gene TSSC4, whose product is annotated as tumor suppressing subtransferable candidate 4. Lineage: Eukaryota; Metazoa; Chordata; Mammalia; Primates; Hominidae. The record is from RefSeq and is a predicted model, not a curated record. The coding region runs from base 2866 to 3855 and encodes 329 amino acids. The transcript is spliced from 3 exons.
UUCUUUCAGGGCCUGCUGUCACGUUGGUAUCUUAUUACUACAGAGUCUGUUUGUGAGUCUUAAGGUCUUUUUAUUUUUAGACAGAGUUUUGCUCUUGUCACCCAGGUUGGAGUGCAAUGGCGUGAUGUCAGCUCACUGCAGCCUCCACCUCCCAGGUUCAAGCGAUUCUCCUGCCUCAGCCUCCUGAGUAGCUGGGACCACAGGCAUGCACCACCACACCAAGCUAAUUUUGUAUUUUUAGUAGAGACAGUGUUUCGCCACGGUGGCCAGGCUAGUCUCGAACUCCUGACCUCACGUGACACACCAGGUUUUGGGAUUACAGGUGUGAGCCACCACACUGGACUAAGGUCUCUGUUUUAAUGUGAAUGCUGGUCAGCUGUGCCUAUGAGGCACGUUCGGCCACCCACAGUCAUCAUGGCCUGAACAAGCUUUUCAGGUUUACUUUAGAAUGCAUUUGGCCAAGAGGUGCCCAUUCAGUUGGUUGGGGUUGCUUACAAUUUUACUUUGGGUUUAAACCAGGGAGCAACGCCAGGUAGCAAGGGCCCUUUUUGGGAGCGUUCUCUGUAUUCUCUUUUGGGAGAGGCCGUGUUGCCUGCGGCCACUUCCACCCUGCCCCUUGGGCACACAGUGUAAGCAGGUGGGCAGGAGGGGUCGGGCAGCCAGGGAAUGCGGUGAGAUGGGCUUGGGGUAGGGGCUGGGUGCGCUGCAGGACUCCUCUUCCUCCUGAGGGGUGGUAAAGGAUGGACACACGGCCCCCUCCUGAGCAUUUGAGGGUCUCUGCCCUGCCCAUCUGUUACCUGUAAAUGUUCCUUUGAGGAGCUGAUGGCUCAGGCCUGAGCCACAUCUCAAAGGGUCUGGAGAAGAAAGACCUCAUCCUACUAGGGAGCCCACCCAGCCCACCAGCGAGCGGUGGUUGGGGGCAGACAGGCUGUGGGAAUAAGGAGCCCCUGCACUCUCCCGUCCUUUUCCAUUUGUCUGAGCACCUCCAGCCAGUGGGCUUGGUCUAGACUCUCCUAUCUUUCCCCACAUCGUGGGGUGGGGCUUGCUGUGGGUUAGGCUACUUUUCCCUAGUUGUGGGGAGGGGGUGCUGGCACAUUUCACUGUUCCCUGGAGGAAAUGAGUGCCUGGGAAUUCAUGUCUAGGGCUCCCAGCAGCCUCUUUGCAGGCCAAUUUGGAAACUGUCCCCAGCCCUGCAUUUUAGGGGGUUACAGAGUCUCUCAGCAGGCCCUCCUCCCCUGCUGCUCCCAACUUCCAAGCCUGCACUGGUUGGGAGAACAGGAUGGUCCAAGGAGCCCCCUCUCUACUUUCCGCUGUGUUCCCUGUGGGGAGGGAAGAGCAGUUUAAGAAAUAAGGAAUCCCAAAGGUGCACAGCAGACCGGGGGCCGAGGAGUGGGUCCUGUUUCCCCUUCUUUUCUCUAGGCUGAGCCACAGCAGGUCCUUGAAUCCUAUUUUCCAGCGGAUGCCAGGACAGCAGGCCCUGGGGGAGUUCUCUCUCGAGCCUUUCAGAGGGACCAGAGGUCUAGCAGCCAAGGGGAACUCAGAAUCCUUGAGUGUGUGGGGCAGGAACUCUCCCAGCUGAGAAGGGGCACAAGGUGCCAACCAUCUAGGGCCCAGUGGCCAAGGAAGACGCGGCUUGUCGCAGGGAGAAUCUGAGCCCUGGGUCCUCCCUUUCAGGUCGGGCAGCUGACCUGCCCCCUGCCGCGGACACGCGAGGCCAGGCUGCUGGCUCGCAAGCAUGGCGGAGCCCAAACCUUCCCUGCUGCCGCCCACCCAGCCACGGCUGACUUGGAAGCUUGAGGAGCGUUCAGCGGCCUCCAUCCUGCUCGGGAGGACCGGGGACCUGGAAGGGCCUGGCCCUCGCUUCCCUGCAGCGCCCUAGGGGGACGUCUCAGUGCCUCCCGGAGCCCGGACCAAUGCACCAGAGCUGAGGCCCAAGGGUGUGAGGGUGGACGGGCAGUGGCCCCGAGGACGACGCCCCACAAGUUUGCGGCCAGGGCCCAGCAAACCCCUAGGGGUGGGAAAGCGUCGGCCCAGCCAGCAGGUCCAGCAGGGCUGCCCCCUUUACCCGUGGCCCAGCGGUCACGACCCCGCGUCCUCAUCGCGGGCUGGGACUGCCUCUGCGUCUGGCCUGAGCGGGACCUGGGAUCCUGGGGAGCCCCGCCUCGGUGCACUGACAAAGCCCAGCAGGAGUGACAGUUACCGCUUCCGGUCAGGACCGGAAGUGCCGGGAACGGCAUUCGUCCUCCGUGCGAGAUGACGCACUUCCUGCCUGAGGCGGCCGCUGUUCUCGCGGCUUCCGGCAGGUGGCGCUGAGACCACGGGAAGCCAGCCUGGCUAUCGGUUAGCCCUCGAGCAUUCUGGGAAUUGCAGGCCUGGCCCCUCCUCUUCCUGUUCUUGGUCAAUUCCGGUCUUGUUUCUCCAACAAAUGCCGUCGUUUCCGGGGCUGCUUCCGAGCCGGACCCAAGGGCCGUGGCGUGGAGUAGAGGGGCGAGCGCAUGCGCACAGGACUACACGUCCCGACAGGCGUCGGGAGCGGCGGCCCAGUGCCUUGUGGGAGCUGUAGUUCUGCAGGCGCGGAAGCCGUGGUGCUCGGCCGGCAGAGCACUCGGUUUCCCAGAGGGCUGAGCGCGCCGCACGGACGUGCGGCGCCGACCAAGAUGGAGACUGCCGAGCAGCCUUGAGCCGUUGAGCAGCUGAACAGAGGCAGUGCCGGGGCACUCUGAGGCCUGAGGCGACCACGCCUGUGCCGCUGAGGACCUUCAUCAGGGCUCCGUCCACUUGGCCCGCUUGGCUGUCCAAUCACACUCCAGUGUCAACCACUGGCACCCAGCAGCCAAGAGAGGUGUGGCGUGGCCCUGGGGACGCAUGGCUGAGGCAGAAACAGGUGAGCCGUCCCCCAGCGUGGAGGGCGAGCACGGGACGGAGUAUGACACGCUGCCUUCCGACACAGUCUCCCUCAGUGACUCGGACUCUGACCUCAGCUUGCCUGGUGGUGCUGAAGUGGAAGCACUGUCCCCGAUGGGGCUGCCUGGGGAGGAGGAUUCAGGUCCUGAUGAGCCGCCCUCACCCCCGUCAGGCCUCCUCCCAGCCACGGUGCAGCCAUUCCAUCUGAGAGGCAUGAGCUCCACCUUCUCCCAGCGCAGCCGUGACAUCUUUGACUGCCUGGAGGGGGCGGCCAGACGGGCUCCAUCCUCUGUGGCCCACACCAGCAUGAGUGACAAUGGAGGCUUCAAGCGGCCCCUAGCACCCUCAGGCCGGUCUCCAGUGGAAGGCCUGGGCAGGGCCCAUUGGAGCCCUGCCUCACCAAGGGUGCCUCCGGUCCCUGACUACGUGGCACACCCCGAGCGCUGGACCAAGUACAGCCUGGAAGACGUGACCGAGGUCAGCGAGCAGAGCAAUCAGGCCACCGCCCUGGCCUUCCUGGGCUCCCAGAGCCUGGCUGCCCCCACUGACUGCGUGUCCUCCUUCAACCAGGACCCCUCCAGCUGUGGGGAGGGGAGGGUCAUCUUCACCAAACCAGUCCGAGGGGUCGAAGCCAGACACGAGAGGAAGAGGGUCCUGGGGAAGGUGGGAGAGCCGGGCAGGGGCGGCCUUGGGAAUCCUGCCACAGACAGGGGCGAGGGCCCUGUGGAGCUGGCCCAUCUGGCCGGGCCCGGGAGCCCAGAGGCUGAGGAGUGGGGCAGCCCCCAUGGAGGCCUGCAGGAGGUGGAGGCACUGUCAGGGUCUGUCCACAGUGGGUCUGUGCCAGGUCUCCCGCCGGUGGAAACUGUUGGCUUCCAUGGCAGCAGGAAGCGGAGUCGAGACCACUUCCGGAACAAGAGCAGCAGCCCCGAGGACCCAGGUGCUGAGGUCUGAGAGGGAGAUGGCCCAGCCUGACCCCACUGGCCACUGCCAUCCUGCUGCCUUCCCAGUGGGGCUGGUCAAGGGGCAGCCUGGCCACUGCCUAGCUGGAAUGGGAGGAAGCCUGCAGGCUGCCUGUAGGUGGCACCGGUGGCCCUGGCUGCAGCUCUGGGCGGCAUCCUCCCAAGCAGAGACCUUGCUGAAGCUCCUGGGGUGUGGGGUGUGGGCUGGAAGCAGUGGCUUCCUGGUAGGGACAAUAAAGGUUUUGGGUCUUUCUGA